Molecule: messenger RNA, 2935 nt
Organism: Platichthys flesus (European flounder)
Lineage: Eukaryota; Metazoa; Chordata; Actinopteri; Pleuronectiformes; Pleuronectidae
Product: RNA-binding Raly-like protein
Exons: 8
Coding region: 96-734 (212 amino acids)
Cellular component (GO): nucleus
Molecular function (GO): RNA binding
Source: RefSeq, a predicted model, not a curated record
CUCUCUCUCUCUCUCUCUCUCGCUCUCUCUCUCUCACACACUGUCUGAGUACUCAGGUUUUAUUUCUCUCCUCCUCUUCUUCUCCGGCUCUUGUUAUGACCCAUUUCAGGAGUGACUGCUACCGAGACAGACACACUGGGAUGAACACCGAGCAGAGAGCUGGUCGCACCGCGUCAGCCAAGAGAGGAAGCGAUGCGCCCAUCAGAUCCGACUAUGAGAUCGAAUAUGACAGAUACCCUCAGGACUACUAUAACAGGGUAUUCGACUACCAGCGUGUCCCAUCCUCUGUCCCAGUGGAUCCCAGUCCCAUCAAGAGGCCCCGACCUUCCUCCUCAUCUUCCUCUUCCUCCUCCACAGCAGCUCUGAGGAUGAGGAGAAACAGAGCAUCCAGCAGGUCCAACAAAACACUCAGCCCUGCCUCCAGCAGCAAAAAAGCCAAACUGAAGAUGACAGAGCUUCUGGCCAUAAAGAGGGAGUUGACAGUGAUCAAGGUUCAGAUCGACAGCCUGUUGGACCGUGUGGACAAAAUGGACAGACAGAGGAAGGACUGCUCAGAGUGUCCUCAGAGCAGGGAGCCCAGUGUGUCAGGCUCUCCUCACCGGAGUUCAAUCAGCAGUCUAGAGAGAGAAAGUCCUGAACCAGGAGAGGCCAGCGAGGACGACCAGCUGCCUUACCACCACUACUACCCCCACAGGAUAAAGCGGCAUCAGUCUGAUCUGGAGGACGACCUGUGAUGCUGCAGCUCAGAAACUGACGCUUGAAUUGAUAACAGCUGGGAUAAAAAUGCUACGAGGAGGCGCUGGCGUUAUCAACUUCAGAUCGACCCCACUCCACAUCUGAAUAAGUCACAAUCAUUGAUGCCUUCUUAGUUCUCGUCUCCAUUCCACAGUACAAACAAAAUCCCACGUGUACCUGAUCUGAUGCUCCAUGCUAACAUAUCGACACAUGGGACGCAGUAACUAAAUGUAUAUGUUCCCUGUAAAGCACCAUAGAGGAUGUCCUACCUUUCAGGCAGCCAUUAAGUCAACUACAGUAUUGGCAGUUAUUUUAUUUCCCCCUUGCAUAUUGAUGCGAUUAAAGAUGAUCCAGCAUCUUAAAAUGUUUACCUUCCCAAAAGUAUCGAAUUCAUGAGCUAUGUUUGCCAGAUUUUCAGUUGUCACACAUGCACCUGAUUAUAAAAUCUGCUACAGCAACCCAUUGAGGCCAAAAGUAUGUACUAUACAGUACACACAUAGACUAUACGAUGUUUACAGUAUGACCAAAAAAACAACAGAAAAUAUUCAAAUUGGUCUUGUUUAUUCCUCUAAACAGUUGCUGCCCAUGUUGUGCUCCAUUCAGACCUAUGUUAAUAAAGUAAUUGUGGCAGCAGCUGGCAGCUGGCAGCUCCUAAUCACAGUUUAUUUUCAUCAGAUCUGUGGUUAUUAUGUGUAACCAGCUGUGUACAGGACUGCUUUACCGUUCUGGAAUUAAGGCUCAGUAAGCACGCUUUUACAAAUCCACUCAGGAAAUCAGUCAUAAACUGAUAGACUAUCAAUUUCCAAUAAGGAUAACUUUACCACAUCAUUUUUGGCAACCAAUAUAUUGCUCUAUCCCACUGUCAAAUGAUGAUGUACUGACUGCACUGACAACUUAAGCCUGUGUACAUACACAUACAUAUUCUAAUCUCAAAACACUAUUAUCUUUUGUUGAGUUGCUUCUAGGGUUGCAAAAUUCCAGGAAUAUUCAAAGAUGGAAACUUUCCAUGGGAAUUAACGGGAAUUAACAUAAAUAUAAACAUUUGUUUUGUCAUAGGCUGAUUUGAGCCCUGAGGAAACUUUGGGCACUUGACUAUAUGAUUCUGGAUCUGUGUCAUUCUUAACAUAGGUCUUUGCAUCGUAUUUGCAAAUGUACACAGCCUUUCCUUCUACAUUGGCUAGGGUGAAAUGUCUCCACACAUGAGAUAGUGCACGUAGAAUUGUUCUGUAGAAUAAGAUGAGAAAAAAGCUUGUAAAAAAACACUAAUGCAAUGCCAGAGAUAUAAAUAGUUGGCCAAACAAUUGGAUUCGUCUUUAAAAAUAUUUUACAAUUGAUGGAUAAAUGAAUAGAAAGAGGGUAGAUGGACAGAUGAACAAUCCUCAAUCAGCAUGUUAAUAUAUUUUCCCCAGUAAUAUCAUCGAAGCUUACCUGACUAGUCCUGCACACUACAGCUGGCCUCAAUAGCGCUGCUGUAGUGUGCAGGAUGCUGGGAAUUAUCUGCACAAGUGAUGGAGAAAUGCACAGUGCAGGGUUGCAAUUCACCGAGCAGCAUGUGCUGCAUUCCAUACAUCUUUAAUAUAGAGUUUUGAAUGAUGUUUUUUUUGCUCAGCGUUUAAUUUGCGUAUAUAUAUAUUUUUUUUUAAUCCCCCAAAUUCCCGAGCUGAAUAUUCCCAUGGAAACGUUUCUGAAAAUGUACCGGAAAGUCUCUGCCCCUUUGCAACCGUAGUUGCUUCCAAUAUAUUUGAUUUGCAUUGUUGGACAUGAUUUUAUUUUCAACAGAUUGUGGGUGACUGACUUUGCGCCGAGCACAGCCACAAUACGAUGUGUGAAACCAUACAAAGUCCUCUAGCUUCUUUACCCUGCUGGAUUAUAUGGACAACUGUGACCGACUGUAAACCGAAUGCUCAUGUCAAAUAUUUGUCAGUUGGAUAACGAUACUUGAAAAUAUUUAUGUGUACAGUAGUGGCUCUUUAUACUUACACAUUAUUUCAAACUUUAAAAAUAUGAUUAUAAAAUGUUUAAUAAGAAAUUAUGUAACUGGAGGUACUCCAUCAGUUUGGAAAUAUGACAACUCUUCAUUUAGUUUCAUUGUAGUUUCUGCUGUUGAUGUAUUUGUGUUUGUUCAGUUUAUGAAUGUGAUGUAUUUUAAUGUGAGUGUAGGAAAGGUAUUUUUCAUAAAAUAAAGGUGUGUUUUGCCCUU